CUGGAUACUCCCCUUCCCUAUAAAUAUGUAAAUAAUGCACUUUAAAUUGCUUAAACUCGCGAUAUAUAUUCUUUAUUCAUGAAAUGUCAAAUAUGUAAUUUGCUAAUGUUGAAUUCAUCUACAACUUUUUAUUAACGUAAAAUCAAAAUUCGCGGAUGUCAAACCCGCGAAUUUUGAGUAAUUACUGUAAACUGUCUUUUAAUAUAAUUUGAUUUUAGAUUUAGGGCCAAUCAAAAAAAUAUUAUUUCAUAUAAAUUGGAUACAAAAUCUAUAAUAUAAUAUUAAUAUGUUUCAAUAUAAUGGUUCUUAUUUAUUUGUAUAUCAGAACCUGAUUAACUGGGAUUAUUGAUGUCGAUUAUACAGGCAGCUGAUUUUUUUACAGCUGACGGUCUAUCAAAAGUUUUCACUGAGGUUUUAUUCCAACUUUUCAGCUUAAUCUUUUUAUAAUGUCUGCCUGGAGAGCUGCCGGUCUCAACUAUAUCCAAUACUCAAACAUUGCUGCUAGAGUUGUUCGACAAUCAUUGAAACCAAAUGUAAAAACUGAAGCUCUCAAAAGAGAAGAGUCACAUCAAUAUCUUCAACAUAUAGCUUUCCUCAACCAAACUCCAUCCUCAGCAGUUCCCUCCACCUCUCUAUUAUCCAUUCUAACUGAGGGUCUUCCUCUCCUUCUCCCCUCUGCCUCCCAAUUUAUAAUUAUCUUUGGUAUUCUCUCGCUACACAUUUGGCCAUAUCAUCUGAGUCUCCUUUCUUUCAUCACUUCUAGGGCGGGAUUUAAAGGUAGGAAAGGUAUUGGAGUGGGGAAUGUGGGAAGGGAUAAGGAUCAGAUAAUGAACGAUCUGUCGAAAACAGCGGUUCGCUGGGCCCUUGUGUAUAAAUCUGAAGACCGGGUACGAACAGAGGAUUUGAAUUGA
Messenger RNA from Nezara viridula (southern green stink bug), 911 nucleotides. The record is from the annotation of a GenBank genome assembly. Lineage: Eukaryota; Metazoa; Arthropoda; Insecta; Hemiptera; Pentatomidae.